Clarias gariepinus (North African catfish) is the source of this 1892-nucleotide messenger RNA. RefSeq names its product dolichyldiphosphatase 1 (gene dolpp1). NCBI's taxonomy places the organism in Eukaryota, Metazoa, Chordata, Actinopteri, Siluriformes, Clariidae. The transcript has 8 exons. The record is from RefSeq and is a predicted model, not a curated record. Gene Ontology annotation, cellular component: endoplasmic reticulum membrane; intracellular membrane-bounded organelle. Gene Ontology annotation, molecular function: dolichyldiphosphatase activity. Gene Ontology annotation, biological process: lipid biosynthetic process; protein N-linked glycosylation. The coding region runs from base 126 to 842 and encodes 238 amino acids.
CCUUUGAGAAUCUCCAUGGUGAAUGGCCGAUUAUCUUGGCGGCGCGCGGUAAACGCUGAUUGGGUGAAGCCGCAAAGGCGUUUCAUGCUGAUUGGUCGAGGCUCGAUGCCCGGUGUCCGGGUAAGAUGGCGGCGGAAGAGCAGUGCUCGGCACCACCUCGAUGGCAGUCGAUAUCUUUAACGCACGUAGAGUAUCCCGCUGGUGAUGUGGCAGGGCAGAUCCUGGCAUAUGCCAGUCUGCUGCCGAUGGCCAUCCUGGUUGGCUUCGUCACGCUCAUUGUCUUUAAGAGAGAGCUGCAUACGAUCUCUUUCUUUGGUGGUUUGGUGAUGAAUGAAGGGCUAAACUGGUUGCUGAAGCACAUCCUACAGGAGCCCCGCCCAUGUGGAGGAGGCCACAGCACAGUAACCACAGAGUACGGCAUGCCGUCCAGCCACUCGCAGUUCAUCUGGUUCUUUGUCAUUUACUUUUUCCUCUUUCUUUAUUUAAGAAUGCAUCAGACAAACAAUGCCAGAUGUGUGGAGUUGUUAUGGAGACAUGUGCUCUCAAUCAUCCUCCUUGGUGUGGCAUUGUCUGUGUCGUACAGCAGAGUUUACCUUCUAUACCAUACCUGGAGUCAGGUGAUAUAUGGGGGUGUAGCUGGAAUGAUGGUCGGCGUGGUCUGGUUUUUCAUAACGCAGGAGGUGCUGACGCCGAUCUUUCCCAAGAUAGCAGCCUGGCCCAUAUCAGAGUUUUUCCUAGUGCGGGAUACCAGUCUCAUUCCCAAUAUUCUGUGGUUCGAGUACACAGUCACCAGAUCAGAAGCCAGAAACAGACAACGAAAGCUGGGAACAAAACUCCAGUGAUGCGCACACUCAGCUGGUUCAAACUGACAAAAAGGACCACAAACAUUCACACACACUCUCACUUAUUCACACACACCCACAACAGACACACACUCCUACAUUCUAACACACUGGAGAUCGAACGUCUGGACUGUCCAGGUUGAAGCUUUCUGUUUUCAGGAGGACCAAAAACGAGAGUACAAUCCGAGAGGUCAAGGGGGAAGGGGCAGGGCCUGUGUGGGGGAUCAACCCUCUCCUCUCGUCAUCUCUUUCCCGAUGCAUGCUGACCGUGCAAGAGGCGAAGCUAUUUAACAAGAAACAUAAUAUAUAUAUGUAUUUUAUCCAUUAACGCAAGAGGGUACCUGGUUUAAAAUUGGAGUGUGAUUGAAAGAGAGAGAGAGAAAGAAAACAAGAAGAUACUUUAGUGACCUAUAGCUGGGGUUUUUUUUUUUUUUGUUACAGCAUGACAUUUUCUUUCAGAAACUGUGUAAUCAUUUUGGGUGGGGAUUUGUAGUGGGAAAGUGAAGGGGGAAAGUCCUUGUCUUUUUUUCCUUCUUUGGAAAUAAGUUUCCAUUCUCUGUUAAUAUGUAAUAUCAAGUAAAAUAAUUUGCACUUUGUAAAUCAGAAUGGAAAAAUAUCACCAUUUUAUUAUAUGGAACACUAGCUACAUUAGAGAAAAUGAACUUCAAUUUGCUUCCUUUUUUUCUAGAAAGGCAACAUUCCUAACUGUUUUUUUUUUAUUGUACUUCCCAUGCAGAUGACUUUUUUCCCAUAAUGAUUGGUUCCAGCUUCACACUCAUAGCUCUUGUUGUUCAGAAAGAUAGAUCUAAGUUUUGAUGAUUUGCUUGCAUUUACAUAAAUUUGCUUCGAAAAGCAUCUCUACCUUAAAAUGUUUAUAGUGGUAUUGAUCAUGAGCCGAUAAGCUAAAGCAGGUGUAUUUGAGUUUCUUAGUUCUGAGAUUGAGACCUGCUUUGUCUUUUAUACCCUAAAUGUUUAAAAGGUACUUUUAUUGUUGUUGUCGGGGAGUUUUCCUUCAAAGGUAAUAUUAAUAAAAGUUUACCUGACCACUUA